Molecule: messenger RNA, 402 nt
Organism: Diaporthe amygdali
Lineage: Eukaryota; Fungi; Ascomycota; Sordariomycetes; Diaporthales; Diaporthaceae
Exons: 2
Coding region: 1-402 (133 amino acids)
Source: RefSeq, a predicted model, not a curated record
AUGUCGGCUCAAGACUCCCAGCAAAUGACCCUCUCGAUCCGUCCAAAGCCAGGACAGCCCAAGAAAAAGGAGAAGGUUAACGAGAAGAUUGAGGUAUUGUGGGAAAGCUACUUUGGACCGAAUGACAACAACCUGGCCAAGUGGAAGCAGCUCUGCUGCGACCUUGGCAAGCCGGGCGAGACGUACACCAGCAAGACGCAGUGCCGGAAGGCCCUCAGGGGUGUCUGGGUCAACAUCCUUGACUUCCUUCUCGCCGAGAACAAGCCCGAAGACGUCUGGUUCUUCAAGAGCGAGCGGGACUUGUCGGCGUACACGUUGCGCACCCGCAAGAUCUUCCCGCGCCACAAGGUCUCGUUGGAAAGCCCGCUGCGUGACCUCUUGGCUCACAUUUUCAGGAACUAG